This is a messenger RNA of Paramecium pentaurelia, 2778 nucleotides long. Lineage: Eukaryota; Ciliophora; Oligohymenophorea; Peniculida; Parameciidae. The record is from the annotation of a GenBank genome assembly.
AUGAAAGGACUAAAGAGAUGGAGCUAACCUUUAGGUAUGUUUGCAUCAUGCCCAGGAGAAUUUGAAGACUUCACUAAAUGUUUCAUUGAUGUAAUCAAAUUAUGAGAAUUUAAUCUAUAGGCAAGUAAUUUACAAUACAGUCAAGAGGAUAUUGAAAAAUUUAGGUCUGACAAUAAUAUAACAAUCAUCAGAAAUGGGGAAUAAGAUAAUUAGAUAAUUUAGCCCUUUUUAGAUUGGAGACAUUUUCCAUUAGGACCACCAGAAUUUCAAUAACCAACUGCUAUCUAAUCUGAAGGUAUUUGAAUAAUACAUUUAGUCAUACCCAUCGUAUUAUCUGGUAGAAAUGCUUUAGCAAUAGCUCAAACUGGAUCGGGUAAGACUUUAGCCUAUUUGCUACCUGCUCUUGUGCAUCUAGAACAACAUGCAAUGGUUAAAGAGUCUACUUAACCUAAACUCCUUAUCUUAGUACCAACAAGAGAAUUGGGAGUAUAAAUUUAUGAUUAAUUGCUUUAACUAAUUGAAUAUUAUUAUGGAAAUAAGAAAUAGAAUGACAAAGAGAACAGUCCAAAUUUAAUGAGUCUUAAGAUUGUUUGCAUUUAUGGUGGCAACCCAAAUAAAAAACAAUAAGUUGAAUUAAUUUAAAAGGGAGUUCAUGUAAUUGUAGCCACUCCAGGAAGAUUAAUUGAAUUAAUAGAGGAAGGAAUGGUAAAUCUAAAUAAAAUCUCCAUGCUGAUACUAGAUGAAGCUGAUAGGAUGUUAGACAUGGGAUUUGAACCUCAAGUAAGAGAUAUAGUCUCUACAAUAAGAGAGGAUAGAUAAACAAUAUUAUUGUCAGCCACAUGGCCUAAUGAAGUUUAAUAAUUAUCAAAAGAGUUUUGUUACAAUCCUAUAUUAGUGAAGAUUGGGAAAGGUGCUCCAAUUACUUAAAAGAUUAUAUGCACAGGACAAAAGGAAAAGUUGCAUGUUCUUAUGAAUGUCUUAGAUGAUUUAAUUUAUACAGAUAAGGUUUUAAUUUUUGCAGAAACAAAGAAGAGGUGUGAAGAUCUGAGUCAGAGUCUUACAAAAUAAGGUUAUUUUUGUAUUUCUUUACAUGGAGAUAAAUCUUAAGAUCAAAGAGAUGCAAUUAUGAAAUAAUUUAAAGAUUCUAAUACCAGAUUAAUAUGUGCUACUGAUAUAGCAUCUAGAGGCUUAGAUGUAAAGGAUAUCACUGUUGUUGUAAACUAUGAUUUCCCUAAGUCAUUUGAUGAUUAUAUUCACAGAAUUGGUAGAACUGGAAGGGCAGGAGCUCAUGGUAGAAGUUUCUCAUUGUUGUCUUAUGAAAAAGAUGAAGGAAUUCUUGCUGAUUAAGUCAUCACUUAUUUAACAUCUUGUAAUCAAGAGGUCAAUUAAGAAUUAUUGGAAUUCAAAGAUAAAGCUCUGAAAAUCAAAUAAGAAAGAUAACAUAAAAAACUCUAAAAAUAUAUAGACAAUUCAAAUCAAACUAACAUUCCAAAUUCAAUCUACCCUCCUAAUAAUUUUGUUUAGACUUCAGAAUUUAAAUAAGAUAAUAGUAAUUAAUGGGAAAAUAGAUAAUAAUAUGUUAAUUAAGGAGGAAAUCAAAAAAAACCAUACCAUAAACAUAGUAGAAGUGAAUACAAUGAAGAGAAUAAGGGGGAAUAAUAGCAAUAUUAAUAACAAUAGUAGAGAAAUUAUAAUAUGGAUUUCAAAAAUAAAUAAUAAUAGGAUAGAUAACCUUAACUUUAAAAAAAUUAAGGUGAUUCAAGAUAAGGUAAUGUGAGAAUUAGAUUUUCAGAUGCUGAUCAAACUAAAACUUAAGAUAAUAAUUAAGAGUUAGAUUUAAAAAAUUAUAAAUUAUUGCCAUAGUUUUAAGAAGAAGGUAAAACUAAUUCUUUUUAGAACAAACGAUUUAAUGAUUAAGAUUAAGGUUAGAAAAUGUAUAAUAUGGAUUUUAGAAGUGAAAAUGAUAAUUAAAAUAGGAGAAAUAAUAACAAUACACAAAAUAAUAAUCAUGAAGCUUAAUUUUAUAAUGAUAAAUAUCUUAAUUAAUUGAAAAAUGAAAAACCUUAUCAUUAGAAAAAUUAUGAUAAGAAUUUUAAUAAUCAUAAUGAAAGACCAAUCAAUACUUUCGAUAGAAAUAAUAAUGAAAGAAUCACUUUUGAUAGAAGCAACAAUGAGAGAAAUUAUGUAGAUAAACCUAAUAAUGAAAGAAAUUAUUUAGAUAGAAAUAAUAAUGAAAGAUAUAAUAAUGAACGAUUUAAUAAUGAUAGAAAUGAUAAUGAAAGAUUUAAUAAAGAGAAAAAUAAUAAUGAAAGAUUUAAUAAUGAUAGAAAUAAUAAUGAAAGAUUUAUUAAUGAUAGAAAUAAUAAUGAAAGAUUUAAUAAUGAAAAAAAUAAUAAUGAAAGAUAGAAUAAUGAAAGAAAUUUUAAAGUAAAUAAUAAUGAAAGAAAUUUUAAUAAUAAUGGAGAGAAAAACUAUUCUAAUCAAAAUAAUUUUGAUAGAAGUAAUAAUGAACGUAAUUUUAAUAAUCCAUAAGCAUCCAGAAAUUUCACAGGAGGAAAUGAUAAAAGUUUUAAUGAAAGAAACUUUGUUGGUAAUGAUAAAUAUCAAAACAAUAAAUAGAUGAAUUCAAUUUAAAAUGAAAGAUAAUUUAAUUCAUAAAAGAAUAAUUUUAAUGAAUAAAAUUAUGAGAAUGAUUAAAAAAUUUAAUCUAAAUAAUAUUAAGGAUAUUCAAAAUCAGAUUAUACAAAAUAUCAAAAUAUGAAGGGUUAAUAAAAAUGA